Molecule: messenger RNA, 990 nt
Organism: Nematostella vectensis (starlet sea anemone)
Lineage: Eukaryota; Metazoa; Cnidaria; Anthozoa; Actiniaria; Edwardsiidae
Exons: 2
Coding region: 163-753 (196 amino acids)
Source: RefSeq, a predicted model, not a curated record
UGGAAACUUGUCUCCUUCGCGUGCGCUGAUUGGUUGAUGAGGGCGUGACGUCACGACUGAGAAACCCAUUCGCUAGAGAACAUAAGCCUGGCGCGCGGCAGAAAUGUAGAGCAUUUUAGACGCAGUGGUCCGGUGACAAAGUACUUGCACCGCCUUAGAGAUAUGGAACACUUGAGCUUGAGAGAUCUGCUCUUCUUGUUUUUCGCCUGGGCGCUCAUAUUGACGGAUAACACAAUUCUGGCCGCCCACGAGAAAGACGAGUUCCGCAUCUACGACCGUACAUUCAAAGCGACUAACACACAAAUGCUGGAGAUGAUAAGACGAGCAAACCUAGAGGAACACGGAUUCACAAGAUUAGUCUCCAGUCACUUGACAACAAAACGCACAAGCGGCUCACAGCUACGCAGAGAUGUCCACUACACAAAAGACGUCCCUUGUUCCCAGCUUCCCGCGGUAGAGAGAGAAGUGAGAGCUCUAUUACCGGGGGUAUGGGGCGAAGACGUAUCCUCCAGAGUACAAGACAUAGUUUUCCUAAAAUCUCUACAUGACUCCCAGCGAUGCACGGCGGGAAUUGAAAUCCACUUCCCCACCCCUGGAUGCAAUGCGAGGGGAAAGCGCACGCCUCUUUUGAGGCGAAAAGCGCGGGAAACAAGGGAGGACGACGCUAGCCCGGGUGAAUCGUACAAAAAACGCCGACCGAAUCCAUGUCCUGAUUGGUGUAUAGUUUGCUUCAUGGCUCAGACGGAGCAGUAAGAAAAGUUUAUCUCUAGAAAUUAAUUCAAUUAAAUACCCUAAUAUCAUUCAAAAUAAGUGUAAUAAAGCAACCAACUUUUUAGCGAUUGUGACGAGAACCAGAUAAGAAAAGUGUAAGGUUCUAUUCUAUCUUGAACAUGUUUCAGUUUAUUUAUAUUAUUUUGUUACUAUCUGUAUUUAACUUUCUCAAGUUAUUUAAAAUUGCAUUGAAAAUAAACAGGAAAAUGUGAAAAUUCA